Messenger RNA from Musa acuminata subsp. malaccensis (wild Malaysian banana), 1670 nucleotides. RefSeq lists its product as uncharacterized. NCBI's taxonomy places the organism in Eukaryota, Viridiplantae, Streptophyta, Magnoliopsida, Zingiberales, Musaceae. Gene Ontology annotation, biological process: defense response. The record is from RefSeq and is a predicted model, not a curated record.
UUAUUGUAGGUAAGCUUGAAAGACAUUUAAAAUAAUAUUUAGUGUGAAAUGGGUUAUACCAAAUACUCCAUUUAAGACACCUACAAAACUACCUGCCCUUUUAAUUGGAGAUAUCCGUGGCCCCACGCAGGAGCCCACCCGUCGUGAGACACGCAGGUCAGACGGAGAGCGUUGCGCAAGCCGUUUGAUCACCGCAGGAGGAAGUAUCGCCACCAGCUGUAGCUCCUCUGUCCCUCUCGAUCGCCACCCACCGUUCCUCGCCAAACUCCGGUUGAAGGCCCACAGCCUGUCCUUGUUCUCCUUCGUCCGCCGCUUCCUGCUGCCCCGGUUUUGCCUCUCCCGCUCCUCUCCUCCCCAAUAUAAUCCACCAACCGCACCCCCCGUCACCUCCAAGACGACCAUGGAGGCAGUGGACGGUGGCAGCGGCGACCUCGGCCGGCCGACCACUGCACUCAUGCCUUUCCACCUCCUGGAGAUCACCAUCAUCUCUGCCCAGGGCCUCUACCCCGCCACCCGGUCCAUUAACACGUACGCCUCCGCUUGGGUCGACCCGAAGCACAAGCUCUGCACCCGGGUGGACCGCGCCGGCCACGCCGACCCCACCUGGAACGACAAGUUCAUCUUCCGCGUCGAUGACGCGUUCCUCCGCUCCGACACGGCCUGCGUGGACGUCCACCUCCACGCCGCCCGUAGCCGCCUCAGCCCCCUCCCCGAUCAUCUCCUCGGCACCGUCCGCGUCGUCCUUAGCUCCCUCAGCCCCGCCCCUGGCGUCCGCCGCUUCGUCGCUCUCCUGGUCCGCCGCCCCUCCUCCCUCCGCCCCCACGGCAUACUCAACCUCAGCGUCGCCAUCCUCGAACCCCACGUGAGGAGCAUGCCGCUCUACUUCGGCCUCGACUCUCCGGCGGCCUUCGCCUACAAGGAUAUCACCGUUGGAAGACAGGCGAAAGCCAACGGCCGAAGAUGGUCCUCCGAUGACUGCAGCGGAUGGCAGCUGGAGAGGAACGGAUCGGUGAGCAUGGAGAGUGGGGUGGAGGAGCGGGAGCGGGAGGAGCUGGAGACCAAGCUAGAGAUGUGGAAAGCCGAGAUUUCGCCAGACCACGAGAGGGACGACCGGUCAAACAACAGCCAUGGCGGGCAUAACCGGAAGAGAAGUGGGAGGCUGUCGUUCUUCUCGUGCGCUGAGACAGUGGAAAGUGAAUAGAAGAAACAAGCUGUACGUACCAAGCAAUGGGUUGGUCUGCGAAUGGGUGUCGAUAACGUAAUCUGAUGCAUGUCUACGUUUUCACUUGGAAACUACAUAGAGACUACAUGUAGAGAACAUUCUGCUCCUCUUCAACUACGUUGCUAUUAGAAGCAUAAUAUGAAGCACGAGUUAGACACCUCUUAUAUCCUACCACAGGAAAGUGAAUCUCAAGCACAAGACUAAUACUAAUAUGAUGAUAUGUGAAGAUACAGCAGUUGUUUGUUGAAAUUAAGCAGCCAAACAAGACAUAUAUAUACAUUCUUUCUCAGACGAAACCACCAGAAAAAUUCAUACAGCACAGUUGCUUCAGCUAAGAAAGAAUGGCAUGUCAGGCGAGAAACCCAAGCUUUUCUCCGUUCUUUUUGGCCAAGCGGAUCAAACCUUGUCUCUGCUUACCAUCAGCCCCUAUAGUCUUGCAGAACUCUGU